AUGACCAACCCCUCGACCGACAGGGCCACAGCAGCUCGACAACAAAGCGUCAUGGACCGCGAGGUUGUCAAGUUGCUUCUUGUAGGAGACGAGAAAUGUGGCAAGACAACCUUUUUGUCGCGACUCAGCGCCGGCGAGCACACAAACCCCAUACCGUUACUUCGAGAUAUUGAUCAGCCUUUCAUGUUCAACAUCAAUGUAGGCCGUAAUGAGUUUUGCCUCGAGUUCUCUGAUACAUCUUGCCCCGACAAUUGGCGGCUUCUCGACCCGGACGUCAUCAUCAUCUGCUACGACAUCAGCCAGCGGCUAAGCCUCAUUAACAUGAAGCGAUACUGGAUCGAUCAAGUCAAGAUGACGUUCCAGCGAGCUGACACACUGCCCAUUGUCAUCCUGGGCCUCAAGCGGGACUUGCGCUCUGAAAAAGACCCCAAUGGCAUCAUUUAUCCCCACGAGGCGUACCAAGCAGCGCAGAGUAUAAGAGCAGAUCGCUACGUUGAAUGCUCAGCCGUGACCGGCGAGCUGCUUAUGCUUGCGUUCGAGGACAUUUGCAAAACCGCCACCAAAACCGCCACGGCAGCCGGUGGUCAAACCGAGGGUGGCUGCGUCGUCCUAUGA
This is a messenger RNA of Ustilaginoidea virens, 615 nucleotides long. RefSeq lists its product as uncharacterized. NCBI's taxonomy places the organism in Eukaryota, Fungi, Ascomycota, Sordariomycetes, Hypocreales, Clavicipitaceae. The coding region runs from base 1 to 615 and encodes 204 amino acids. The record is from RefSeq and is a predicted model, not a curated record. Gene Ontology annotation, molecular function: GTPase activity; GTP binding. Gene Ontology annotation, biological process: small GTPase-mediated signal transduction. The transcript has 3 exons.